AUACCCAGCGGGAGCUCCCUAAAACCUCUCAAUUUCCAAAAUGGCCUCCAUCCCGCUCCUCCGUUUCUCUCUCCAUCCACCUCCCAAAACCCUAACCCCCAAAACCCCUCUCACACCCCACCCCCUCAAACCCACCAUCCCCAAAUUCCUCCAACCCCAGGCCCAAACCCGAACUCAAACCAAGCUCAAUUCCAUCUCCGCCACCUACAACCCAAUCCCCGCCACAGACCGCUUAAUCUCCGCCGUAGCUUACUUCCUCCCCUUCUUCAACGGCCUUCAGUACGGCCGUUUCUUAUUCUCUCAANCACUCCCCACCCCCUCAAACCCACCAUCCCCAAAUUCCUCCAACCCCAGGCCCAAACCCGAACUCAAACCAAGCUCAAUUCCAUCUCCGCCACCUACAACCCAAUCCCCGCCACAGACCGCUUAAUCUCCGCCGUAGCUUACUUCCUCCCCUUCUUCAACGGCCUUCAGUACGGCCGUUUCUUAUUCUCUCAAUACCCAUCCCUAACUCUCCCAUUUCAGCCCAUUCUUCCCCUUCUCUCACUCUACCGUUCAAUCCCAUACGCUAGCUUUGUCACCUUCUUCGCUCUCUACUUGGGAAUUGUACGGAAUGAGAGUCUAAACCGUUACGCCCGUUUCAAUGCGCUUCAAGCGGUUGUACUUGACGUUUUAUUGGUGGUACCGAUGUUGAUACAACGGAUAUUCUCUCCGGGUCAAUCUGGAAUUGGGCUGAAACUUACAAUGAUGAUGCAUAAUGGGCUUUUUGUAUUUGUUGUGGGGUGUUUUGUUUAUGGGCUUGUUAGUUGUAUCCUUGGGAAAACUCCUUACUUGCCUUUUGUUACUGAAGCUGCUAAUAGGCAAAUGUAGCUUCUUCUUCUUUUUAUUUCCUAUGCUGGUGAAUGAACAUUUUGUUAUAUGUUACUUAUUUGAUUUCUUUUGGUACUUAAUAUUUGGAAAUGUGCUGUAUUUGUCUUGUUAA
Molecule: messenger RNA, 982 nt
Organism: Nicotiana tabacum (common tobacco)
Lineage: Eukaryota; Viridiplantae; Streptophyta; Magnoliopsida; Solanales; Solanaceae
Product: protein TIC 20-II, chloroplastic-like
Source: RefSeq, a predicted model, not a curated record